Molecule: messenger RNA, 534 nt
Organism: Trichobilharzia szidati
Lineage: Eukaryota; Metazoa; Platyhelminthes; Trematoda; Strigeidida; Schistosomatidae
Source: the annotation of a GenBank genome assembly
AUGGGCAAACUAUUUUCUAAGCUUUUUGGAAGUAAAGAGAUGCGUAUUCUUAUGCUAGGCCUUGACGCCGCUGGGAAAACAACGAUCCUUUACCGAUUAAAGCUUGGAUCAAGUGUCAGCACCAUUCCUACAGUUGGUUUCAAUGUCGAGACUGUAACUUAUGGGAAUGUAAAAUUUAAUGUUUGGGAUGUUGGUGGUCAAGAGAAAAUCAGACCAUUAUGGCGUCAUUAUUUCACUGGAAGUCAAGGUCUUAUAUUUGUUGUGGAUAGUUCAGAUCGAGAUAGAAUAGAAGAAGCCAGGCAACAAUUACAUCGGAUAGCUAAUGAUAGAGAAAUGGAAGAUGCUGUUGUCCUGGUGUUUGCAAAUAAACAAGAUCUUCCUAAUGCUAUGAAACCGAAUGAAAUUCAAGAACGUCUUAUGCUUACACGAAUGCGUGAAGGACGUCUUUGGUAUGUUCAACCGUCGAUUGCUACAACAGGUGAAGGAUUAUAUGAAGGUUUAACAUGGUUAAAUUCAAAUUAUAAUUCUCGGUGA